This is a messenger RNA of Rhincodon typus (whale shark), 2480 nucleotides long. Its product is annotated as CASP8 and FADD-like apoptosis regulator. Gene Ontology annotation, biological process: proteolysis; negative regulation of extrinsic apoptotic signaling pathway via death domain receptors. Gene Ontology annotation, molecular function: protein binding; cysteine-type endopeptidase activity. The record is from RefSeq and is a predicted model, not a curated record. Lineage: Eukaryota; Metazoa; Chordata; Chondrichthyes; Orectolobiformes; Rhincodontidae. Bases 515 to 2071 code for a protein of 518 amino acids. The transcript has 10 exons.
UCGGGGCCAGAGAGCGGCGCUGAGCGGGAGGAAGGGGCACGGGGUUCGGGGGCCCCAGCCAUAACCGUAACGUGGGGCUUUCACUUUCACUUUCUCCAAGGGAGGAGAAGAACCGGAACCAGGGACGCGGUGAUCGGGGCAGGUCGGUGUGUGAGGCCCGCGAUUAACCUCCACCGCAGGGAGACACCCCGGGGCCCAGGGCUGGAGGACGGGCCUGAGGCCUAGGGCCUAGGGCCUGGGGCUGGAGGACAGGCCGGGGCCGGGGCCGGGGCCGGGACCGGGACCGAGCCUGGGGUUUGGGCCGUGGCCUGGGCUGGAGGAAAGGCCGGGUGUUUGCAUAUCCUACUCCAGGAGGUAGAUUUAUAGGAGGUCUUCGUCAGAGUUUCGUUUUGUGUUGGAAAAGAGAAGUCAGUGGCGUCACCAGAGAUGAGAUUGCAGCACAACAUUAUUGGCUGGGGAAAUCUCAGUUUCCUGUAAGGAGUCCUUGGGGCUGCUUCGUUCAAAAUUCAAUAAUAUGUUCAAGCAGUGUACUCAAGAUAUCAGACCACUGGCUUUGCAAAUAGCUGACAAACUGUCGAAGGAUGAAAGUGCCACUUUAGUGUUUUUGUGCCUUGAUGUCCUCAAAGAUUAUUUAAGUAUUGGGGAAGUGAAAGAGUUGUUUGACAUCCUGUCCAAGCGGAACCUGCUGAGGAUUGAGCUCCUAAAUGAACUGCUUUAUCGAAUAAAGAGAUUCGAUGUUUUGAAAGGAUUGAAAGUUGAUGUGGAGCGUUUGCAGAGACAUUUGAACAGUGGUAAAGGAUAUGUAUCUUCGUACAGGCAGUUGUUGAUAGACAUCAGCGAAAAUCUCUCUCAAGAAGAUUUGCAAUCUAUUUUCUUUUUAUUACGUUGCCAAGUACCAAAAGGCCACCAGGAAGCAAUGAAGACCUUCUUAGAUUUAAUUGUCGAACUGGAGAAACUUGACAAGGUUGAUGCGAAUAAUUUGGAACUGGUGGAAGAUUGUCUAAAGACCAUUGGGAGAAUAGAUCUGAGAAAGAAGGUCUCUAAGUACAAACAAAUGGCUCUGGGAGUUCAUUCCAUGCAAAAUUCCACUGCAUAUCAGAAUGUUGUCCCAAUCGCUGCUCCCUGUCAAGAGCAGGGUUCUGGCCGUGAGCAGUUUGAACAAAAUCAGCAGGUGAGCAAUUGGAUGCCAGCAUCUGCAAGCUGUAACGCCGGUCAGUUAUUGAGACAACAUGUUCACUCAAACUGUCCAACAUCAUUAGUGGCCUCAUUUGAAGAGCAACAAUCAGAGUCAAUGAUUAACCCAACAGUUGAGUUUGUCCAGCCUCCUGCAGCGGCGAGUGCAGCACUACAGAAUGGGUUGGAGGUGUACAGGGUACAGAGUAGACCCCUCGGUCUCUGUUUAAUCAUCGAUUGUAUUGGAACUGAUGCAGAUUUACUGAAGGAAACGUUUGAGGUUCUCCGGUUCCAAGUCGUCACCCACUUGUACGUCGAGCUGGACAGUCUGAAGCAGAUCCUGCAGGAAACCUCCCAGCGCGAGGACCUGGCCACGCUCGACUGUUUUGUGUGUUGCAUCGUGAGCCGGGGGAUGACAGGGAGCAUCCUGGCCAUCAAUGGACAAAGACCUGGCCUCUUGUUUGAAGAAAUCCAGCAGUAUUUCAAAGGAAUGAGCUGUCGGGCCCUGGUGGGGAAGCCCAGGCUUUUUUUCGUUCAGAAUUUCCUCGCGGCCACGCCUGACCCUGACGAGGGUUUAGAGACUGAUGCUGCUCAGGGUAACAGAGAGGCGGUUCAGGCUGAUGGUCGUGCCUGGGAGGAAGUAAUCCCACAGGAAGCAGACAUCCUGUGGUGUUGCUGCAGGGUGUCUGAGCAUCUGAUCUUCCAGGCGGGCCAACAACCAUCAUCUUUUAUGCGCACGCUGUCGGAGUGUCUACGGGAACACCGCAGGAGUGAUUUGAUAUCGAUGCUAACAGAGGUGAACAGACAAACAAUGCUGCGAAACCGUCUACUGGCUUCUGAGGAGCCUGUACCUCUGGUCCUCUGCCACACCCUGAGGAAAAAACUCAUCUUGCCCUGAGGGGGCGCCCCCUCACCACUACCACAUUAAACAUGUCAGGAAACUGGGCAACCACAACAUGAAACCAGCUUCACCCACCACGCAAGCAAUCUCUGAACACUGGGGCCUGGGUACCUAAAGAAACAAGGCUUGAUGCAUGGGCUUAGUCAGGAGAAGAGAAUUAAAUCCACUCAAAGAUUCAGUCAUGGGUGGCAGGGGUCCAGGCCAAAGUGGAAGGAUUGAGGUGGUGAGGGACCAAAGUUGAGGGAUUAAGACAGGGAGAUCGAGCCUGUAGUACAUACAGGGAGCUAAACUGGGACAGAGAGAUCACGACAAGAGUGGAAGGUUUGAGGUAUUUAAAGGAGGCAACAAAGGAUCCAGACAGGCAGAGGGAUCCAGACUCAGAAGGAGUAAAUUGGGAGAGAUCUAU